Messenger RNA from Portunus trituberculatus (swimming crab), 2285 nucleotides. RefSeq names its product collagen alpha-1(VII) chain-like. The record is from RefSeq and is a predicted model, not a curated record. The coding region runs from base 128 to 1321 and encodes 397 amino acids. NCBI's taxonomy places the organism in Eukaryota, Metazoa, Arthropoda, Malacostraca, Decapoda, Portunidae. The transcript has 2 exons.
UGCACUCAGAUGGUGCGGGGAGAUAAAUAAGGCAGCAGAGGUGGUGGAUGCAAGAGCCUCUUUAUGCACACGCACUCUUACCUUGCGCCCUCAGUUGCCCACUGCCGUUCAUGCCUACUUCACGAACAUGGGCGUGAAAUGGCAGCUGGUGACUGUAGUGGUGGUGAGCUUGCUGGUGACGGAGGCGAGGAAAGCGAACGGAAGACAAAUAAACGUGACUGAUGAGAACGCGAGAUUACAACAGUCACUACCUGCUGCAGAUGACGGUGGUAGUGAUGCGGAGGAUGGCAACUUGGUAAAAGUGAUCAAAUACCCACUGGGCCCUGAAACACUUCAGAGGCACCGGGGGAUUCAAAUCUCUGGCCCCUUAAAAGAUCUAACCUCCACGCUGGUGCCACCCGAGGUAUCUAGAGCAGGCCAGCUACCAGCAGCCCCACCAUCCCAGAACUUCGACAAGAAAGACGAGGACAAAGAAUUAAGAUGCGGAAAGUUCACGUGUGCAGACAAAGCGGAAAACAAAGGGAAGAUGAAGGCCAGGAAAAAAAGAUGGAUAAGAAGGACGAGGAUGAAGAAAAAGAAGAGGAAGAAGGGUAAGCUAAUCGUCCUGAACGGACCUCCCGGCCUGCCCGGCCCGCCCGGCCCGCCUGGCCCGGCUGGUCCACCCGGCCCGCCUGGCCCGGCUGGCCCGGCCGGCCCAUAUGGUCUGUCAGGAGAGCCAGGUAAGAAAGGUGAUCCAGGCAAACCAGGUCAAAUAGGUGAACCAGGCGAACCAGGUCCAAAAGGGGAUCCAGGUUUAGAUGGCGUUACAGGUGAAGUUGGCCCGCAAGGUGAACCAGGCCCUCCAGGUAAACCAGGUCUUCCAGGUAAACCAGGUCCAGGUAGACAAGGUGAGAAAGGUAAACAGGUCUUUCCAGGUUUACCAGGCGGUCCAGGUGAAACAGAUUACGAGAAAAGACCAGAUUCCCAGUCUAUGCAAAGCAUGAAAGGCAGUGAGGCCAAGGAUGAGAGUGAGGGCGAGGACGAGAAGGACUCUGAUGAAAAGGACGAGGACGAGAACGACUCUGAUAAGAUCGAAGACGAGGACGAUGAGAAAGACGAGGAUGAUGAUGAGGACGAGGACGAGGUUAAGAACGAGGACAAGGACGAGGAAGAGGAGUACAAGAACGAAGACAAGAACAAAAACGAAGAAGAGGACGAGGACAAGGAGAAAGAAGAGGACGAGGACGUGGACGGCGAGAACCUCCAGAACGAGGUUGAUGGUUCUGAUAGUACUGGUGACUAUAAUGAUACUGGUGGUCACAGAAAUUAUACUGGUGACUAAAAUGAUGACACUGGGGGCCACAUUGAUGACACUGGUAGCUUAAGUAAAACUGGUGGCCACAAUGAUGACAAAUAAAUGAAACACUUAUCCGGUAUCUCUGUAGAAGUCACCGGUGAGUCAUACCUGUAUCUUCUUCAGCAACACCAGUAACCCAGAAAAUAAUAUCACUAGUAAGCAGACAAUACCGGUACACAUUAGAGAGGAAAAGGAAAAUGUGACUUGAUUUUUAUCAGUGCAGUAUUUUAUGGCUUUUUUCUUUGGUUAUUUGUUUAAUAUGGUUGUUGGUGUUGCCGUUAGUGUUAGAAGGUCAGACCAAUGUGUGGAUGGAUGGGGAUGAUAAGUGAAAAAAAAGGUAAGCGUGUGUCAUAUUCAUACUGAGACUGCAAUGUGUUGGCCUGAUGGCUUUUUGCACUCCUUACUUCCUUCCUUGUAUAAAUAUGUUUAUAUAUUCAUUUAUUUUUUUACUUCUCUAAUUACAUAUCUAACUACCUAUCAACUCAUCCGUUUACAUAUUUAUCCAUUUUCAUUGAUUUUUUUGCCCUCGGAAAUUUAAAAGUAUAUUCUUUUUGUGUACUUAAGUUUUGCUAUAUUGGCUUUUGAUGGAUUCGGAUACAGAAAAAAAAGUUAAGUCUUUUUACUGUUUAUCUUAUCUAGCGAAUUACAACUAACAAUGAAAAUUAGCCAUUGAUACAAAACCAUCGAUAUGGAAAAGGUUUUUAUUAACACCUCUUCUAACCAUGACGUGAACUGUAAUGCCGUACUAUACGAUAGAUGUACUUGAUGAGCGUGUAUUGCAGAGGCUCCACAGACACACCGCGCAUUCCAAUAUUGAUGUGAAGCCACCUUAAAAGGGUACCCAACACUCCCUUCAGUCUUCACCAAAUCUUCAUCAUCAACACUCUUGGACAGCUAUGCGCUCCCGGGCUUAACGAAAAGACACCAAAGAAUGAAUAAAAAUUUCAGU